Messenger RNA from Humulus lupulus (European hop), 712 nucleotides. RefSeq lists its product as uncharacterized. The transcript has a single exon. The record is from RefSeq and is a predicted model, not a curated record. The coding region runs from base 119 to 544 and encodes 141 amino acids. NCBI's taxonomy places the organism in Eukaryota, Viridiplantae, Streptophyta, Magnoliopsida, Rosales, Cannabaceae.
ACCCUAUAAAAGUCAUACCAAGAUAUCAAAAACUUCAACUGAAACCAUAGUCACAUCCCAUAAAGAAGCACUUAGUCCCCCACCACCAAAAAAAAAAGUACUCAACAAUCACCUAAACAUGUCUUCAACAACAAUAGUUUCUCUCCUACUCCUUUCCUCUUCUCUGACCUUAAUGCUAUCAAUCGCCAUGGCUCAGGGCAGAGCCCCCCACGGGCUAGCCAACGAGAACCCAAUUGCCUUCUCACCAUCAGCAUACGAUUUCUUCCACCCCACCAAGCAAAGCAAGCCUAAUAAGGAAAGGCCUUGCACUGAGUUCAGUUGCUCGCCACUACCUAUGGCAGCCCAGAUUGAAGCCACUGGUGAAGACCAAGAAAGCAAAAUGGUGACUCCCCACAGCAGACAGCGCAGCUUGGGAGCUGGUGGCAUUGCAGGGAUUGUGUUCGGCUUAGCAUUUGCUGUGUUACUGGCUAUGAGUGUCUACUAUGUUGUCGUGACUCGUCAAGAUAACACGAGUCGAGCUAAACCUGCUCAACCUGAUGCUUGAUAUGCCAAAGUCGAAACCUGUCUUUACCUCAUGGUUUUCUUUGUUUAUCACCUUUCAAAUUUUCUUAUAUUAUUAGUUUGAAUUCAGUUCAAGUUAUGAUAUCCUUGAGGAAUGUACCUAUAGAUUCAGUGUCAAGCUAGUUAUAAUAGUAUUAUUUCAUUCAUCACA